AUGGCCGGCACUAGGCGAUCCACGCGACAAGCCGCGACGAAGCCCAAUCCCAGCGAAGCAUCUUCAAAGAGCAAGCCCGCAGCUGCCGCAGGCACCAAGCGCAAAGCGGAAUCUGAAGCCCCUGCGAAAGGCAAGCGCGAAAAGAAGGGGGCCAAGAAGGAGCAGACGACCAUUGAGGCGUCAAUGCCCAGUGAUGACAAGAAUGGCGAUUCCAAAGAGGAUGUCGAGAUGAAAGAUGAACAGGAAGCCGAGCCAGCUGAGGCGAGUAAUGGCAAGACAGGCGCUGAUGAGGUCGCGCAAAGAGAGGAGGAAGUGAGGGAUCAGGAGCCCAUGGACGAGGAGAAGAAGGAGGAAGAGCCUUCUGCUGAGAAAAAAGAGCCUGAGACUAAUGGCGACGCAAAAGAAAACAGCGAAGAAGAGCCGAAGAAGAACGGCUUUGACGCUCUCAUGGACCACACUGACAAAGACGAGGACAAGAAUGUUACUGAAGAAGGCACUGGAAGUAAAGUCUCCAAAGCCGAAGAUGCGGUUGAGGAUUCCUCAAAGCGUGAAGAAGCCACACCAUCAAGCAUUCUCGAGAAAGGGAUCAUUUACUUCUUCUUCCGAGGUCGCGUUGGCAUUAAUGAGCCCACCGACGUCAAUGACAUCGCAAGAAGCUACAUCGUUCUGCGCCCUGUGCCUCACGGCGCGAAACUUGGCGAUGGUCCGAUCGGUGAUGCCGGAAAUAAUCGCAUGCUGGCGCUGCCAAAGAAAGUUCUCCCUGUCAGCCCAAAGGAUAGAUUCAUGACCUUCGUCGAAAAAGCGAACAUCAGCAUGGACGACAUCAAGAGCCAGCUAUCGUCUUCUGACUACGCUACCAAAACAGCUGGCGCCCGUCAUACCCCUGCCGCAACUCCCAUUGGCGAGGGUGUCUAUGCUGUCACCCAGACAGGUCGCGAAACUCACUUAGCCUACAUCUUGACCAUCCCCUCCGAGCUCGGCGAAAUACAGCAGGGAGUGGGGCUCAGGCAGCGUGGCAGCUAUAUCACGAGCGCCAAGAAUCCUCAGUCUUCUGGCCCAGCAAAUGCGAACUUGCCACAAGGGGCGGAGUAUCCCAAAGAAAUUCUUGACGAGUUCCACGGCCGAGGCUGGAUGCCACUCCAACCCAAACUUCUCAACUACGAAAAUACGCAGUUCUUGCUCAUUGGGCACAAUGACGACGCCUUGGAGAAAGCAGCCAAGCCUCAGGAUGGGGAGGAGGAGAAGCCAGAGAAGGAGACGCCGCUGGAGGAGAUGGAGACUUUGGAGCACGAGGAUGAGAUUCGCGUUGAGCAUCUGAAGGGUGAUGAUUCCGUCUUCACAGAUUUGGGACUCAGCGCAAAGGAAUAUCCCAAGCUACAGACGACAUGGUAA
Messenger RNA from Letharia columbiana, 1392 nucleotides. RefSeq lists its product as uncharacterized. Bases 1 to 1392 code for a protein of 463 amino acids. NCBI's taxonomy places the organism in Eukaryota, Fungi, Ascomycota, Lecanoromycetes, Lecanorales, Parmeliaceae. The record is from RefSeq and is a predicted model, not a curated record. The transcript is spliced from 3 exons.